GGAACAGAUAUUUGAAAUAAUUGUUUGAAAACCGUAAGAGAAAGUCAGUACGUUACUGCCUGUGCUCCUUGAGCCCCUAUUCUCAUCCUAUGACAACACUAAAAGAAUACUGAGAUUUCAACAGAGACCAAAUAAUUUAAAAAUCAGAAAGUGUUGACGCUUACGUUAGCACUGCAGGAUCCCAGUUUCAUUACCACUUUCAGUAGGAGGCAAGGUUCUGCCUGAUGAACAGAGAUGGCCAGCUUCAGGUGACGGAUGAGGCUACCAUGCCAGCCACUCUUUCUAACUGGACAGAGUGCUAAGAUACAUGCCAAGUUGCUUCUGAAUGAAAUAUCACCUGAAGUAUGAUAACUCAGAAACAGUUCAGAAACUGCCAAAGGGGGAGAGAAGAUACCCCUGCAGCACGAACAGAAGGACAGCUGAAAACAAAGGUCUCUUAUUCUCCAUAUCAAAGAUUAUUUUUGUAUGAAGGACUUUUAAAUUAAUGCAGUUUUGAAAAAGUAGUUUGUUGUGUUGUUGCUGUUUUGGCUUGAUUCUUUUUUUCUAACAAUUUUUUAAAAUGUUUUUUUCCACUUUCUUUGUUCUCAAAAUUCAGAGCAACAUCUACUGAAGCUUUAAAUCGAAACAAACCAGCUGAAGGCAGAUUCUAAACAGGGAAAUGUAUUUGAAAAGGUGGAAGGGUCAAAGGAUCAGAGGAGGCAAAAGUAACAUGCCAGCUGAGCUGAAUCAGGUGUGUUAGUAUCGAAAGGGCGUGGAUUUGUUCUUUCUAGCUGCAGGCAAUCAAACUGAGACAAGUGAUGGUUUCUUGAUUAAAGAGACUCUUUAUCUGCCAAAAUAAAGAGGUUAGUGACACAAUAUGGCAUAACUGAAGGUUAUGGAUGCUUUUCCUUUUGAGUACAUAGCUUUACACCAAAGCUAAGAUGCCAGUUCAGAGACGAACUUACUAACUUCAUAAAGCAUGAUGGAAUCAGUUCAAUCACAGAAGACAGAACUGCUACAUGAACAAGCUGUGCUCUGUAUUGGAUCACACUAACAGUCCACAAAGCUAGUUUCAAAGCAUUUUCAAAGACCUAAGUAAAAUACUAGGAUGGUCUACGAUCAUUACAGUUUUAUUGAAUUUGUGGCAGUAAAUUCUUGUAAAUGACAUUUCAUCUCAUGAUUAUGAAUCAUUCUUUUACUGCCUAUUCAGUCUCAGAUCAGCUAAUAGCAUACAUUAAGGAUAAACGGUACUGUUUACUCAACAAAGUACUUUAUUCCUUGUUUAGGAAUUCUCGCCAGAGGUAGGUUGGUAGGUAAUUGAUGCAAGAUUUUGCGUAGACUAAAUAACCUAUUUCAUGAACUAAUGUGGAACCCUGGACUAAUUUUGGCUCAUGGUCUACAACUCUUAAGCUUUGAUUAGUUCUCCUGUUAAGCAUACGAAACCUAACAAAGAUAGGUUAUAUUUAUAACAAGCAGGAAACACAAAAAGGUAUUAUUCAUAUCUGAUAUGGGAAGAUGGGGCCUUGACAGUUUGUCUGAAAAAAAAAUAAUAAAAGGAAUUAGUACAUGAAGGAAGCUUACAAAAAGGAAGGAGACUGACUUUUUAUAGGGGCAGAUAGGGAUUGGACAAUGGGGAAUGGUUUUAUACUAGAAGAGGGGAGAUUUAGAUUAGAUAUUUGAAGAAAAUCUUUCACUCAGAGGAAGAAGCAGCACUAGCCCAGGCUGCCCAGAGAGCUUUGGGUGCCCUAUCCCUGGACAUGUUCAAAGCCAGACUGGAUGGGGCUUUGAAGCCUGCUUUGCUGCAUGACGAACUUGCCCACAGCAGGCGGUUGGAAUUGGAUGAUCUUCAAUUUCCUUUCAACCCAAGACAUUCUGUCAUUUUUCAGCAAUUAAAAAAAAAAAACCCAAGAGAUUAAAUGAUGUUCUAAUUUACACAGUGUAAAAUGGGAGAAAGUCCACUGACUGGAGUAGAAUUAUACUGGUUUUGCACCCCAAUUUGAACCCUAAGUAGCUCAAGAAUGUACGAAUUCUCGACUGAAAAACACAUCUAUGGGCCUUUACAGUACAGAACUACUGUACUAUAGUUUCACUGAGUUUUGUUCCACUGGUCUUUGUAAGGUCUCCAAUGGCUAUUUGCCUCUCAGAUGGAAGGUACAAGAUCAGGAAUCCAGGCACAAUGUGUUACUGGAUUAGAGUAUUUGUCAGGUAAGGAGCAGCUUAGGUUCUUCCCUUUCCACAAAGGUAGACACACUCACUAAAACUGUCCAGCUUUAUUUUGGAUUUAUGGUUGAGUUAAAAGGCAGGGAGUUAUGUCAUGUAGAAACCUGCUCAGUUUAUCAGUCCUGCAGCAUUUUAUAGUGAGAGUAUCAUAAAGGUAGGGAAAUAAAAUAUUACAGACAGGGCUAAACUGGCUUAGUCUGCAAGCAUGCUAUACAAACAUAUAUGUGUUGAUUUGAGAAGUUGCAAGGCUCAAAGUAGUCAUUCCCUGAAACAGCUGUGCUUCUGGGCCUUGGUGGUCCAAAUGGGAUGCUCUCUCCAAGCUUUGAGAUCUCACUUGUCAACUGACAGGCUGAUUGCAUUAGAUAUAUCUCUUUAGUUCUUUUUUUCCAAAUACCAUUUUGAAAUAAUUGCAACCACUAAAAUCAUGAGCUGCAGCUAUACAAAAAAAUUCCAGGAAACUCGCAUCAUACAAGAGGGAAUUGUUGCAACAGCACUUUUGAAGGGUCACAGAUAGAUAAAUGCAAGCUGCAGCUCAGGACAGAACAAACUUUUCCUCCUAGUCUGUAUCUACUCAGUCUGACAGAUGCAAUGGAUGGUAUCACAAAUGUUGGGAGUUCUAACAUGUACAUACAGGCAUUUCACACUGAGUUACAGCUAAGUAAAAUGAAAUGGUCAAAUGACUAAAAUGGACAGCUAAGGCAGCAAGCUGACAAAUAGCUUCUAACCAGGUCCAGAUGUGUUUUCUUUCUGCAUAAUUUGAAAUCUAACAUUUCCAAACAUGACAUGCAGUUCAGCUCUUUUCCCUCCAGCCUGAACUUGCACGCUGGAACCACACAUUAUGCUAAUGAUCUCCAAGGACCUAGCAGUGCUGUUGCUUAGGAACAAAAGUUUUAUAGGCUGCAGACAGAGAACUGAACAGAAGCACUGUAGCCAGGGAAGUUCUUUUUCAACUCUUCUUCCCCUCAGUAAACUCAUAUACACAACAGUUUCUUGAAGGCCCGCCAUUUUCCUUCAAGGAAGCCCAAUUAAAAAUUUACAGGCCUCUGAAAAGGAAAUUGUCCUGUGCUCCCCUGCUUUACCAACUGAAAGACAAAUUCAUUUCUCACAGAGGAGCAGACCAGAGGAAGACUGCGCAGUAGCAGACCAUGAAGGCUCAUCUCGUGUUGCUGAAAGAAAGAAGCAGCUUGUGACAUCGGUACCACAGCUUUUAAGACUGUCUCUCUGUUUGCUGGAAUUAACAGUCACUGCUUUCAAAGGCUGGGGCUCCCCGCUUCUUCCAGAGUCUGGUGUGUUUGUCUUUCUCUGAGGAAAGAUGGCCAAGGGAAAAGGAAAAGGUCCUAAAGGAAAAAAAAUCACCUUGAAAACUGCAAAAAAUUCUAUCAGGAUCUCUUUUGAUGGAGGCCGUCGUCUUGACUUAAGUAAGAUGGGUAUCACUACCUUUCCCAAAUGCAUUCUAAAACUGGCUGAUGUGGAUGAGCUUGAUUUGAGUAGAAACAUGCUAAAAAAGAUCCCAAACAGCAUUGAGAAGUUCCAGAAACUGCGCUGGCUGGACCUGCACAGCAAUCAGCUAGAAGAGUUGCCCAAGACAGUAGGUACGCUUCAGAAUCUUUUCUACCUGAAUAUAUGUAACAACAAGCUGACCAGCAAAACCUUGCCAGAAGAGUUGAACCUUCUAAAAAACCUGCGUAUUCUCAAUCUUGGCUUGAACUGUCUUGACAGCAUCCCCUCCACACUUGGGGCCCUGAAGGAACUUAAGGAGUUAGGUCUCUUUGACAACUUCUUGACCACUAUCCCAAACAGUGUGAAAACGCUUCCCAGGCUCCAGAAACUGAAUGCAGAAAGAAACCCUUUCCCUGAGUCAGAGAAAGAAGAGUACAUUGACCCCAUCAAGCGUGUAGAAUCGCUUUACUUAGUACAAGAGAAAGACCUAUGCUGUUCCUGCCUGAAGACCUGUCAGGAAGAAAGGGACAAACUAAACAAGUUUAAGAACACAAUGUCCUGCCCCUCCAAGAAGCUCAGUUUCCCUUUACUCCUUACACCCAACUCCACUGCAAUGGAUAACCAAGAACAAUGGAGAUUGAAAGAUAAACACCUCUGAACUCUACAGUGCUCCAUGGGCCAUGUCCUAUGAAAUCCAGCUCAAGCUAAUUAAAAAGCUAUCCACCUGCCUUUUUCUGCAGUUCUCUUCAUUUAAAGACAUCCAGUUUUAGAAGCAGAUCUGAGGUGGUAUCUAAAACCAAAUCCCAAACAAGUAAAACAAAUGUGCAUUUUAAAAAGGACACACUGGAAAGACUACUUUCUAGCACCUGGGCCUGUUCCUACAAGAUGUUCUUCUGGUUCUUUGUGGGUUUUUUUUUUUUGUUUGUUAUGAACUUUAUGUUCUUGUCACAUGUCCACUGAAGGGAAUCUUCACAAAAAUAGUUAUUUCUAGUAAUUAUCUCAUACCACUUAGCCCCCCAAACGUUACUUCUGUUAAUUUUCAUCGGGUCAUCCACAGUCUCAGUGAAUACAAUAUACAAGUGCAAGCAAUGAGCAGAUUAUAAAAGUAGUUGAGCAUGGCACAUGAAGAGCUGCUGGCUGCAGCCUCAGUAACAUGUUGACAGCACAGAUUUAACUGUAUUUAAAUGAAGAAUGAAGUGCCAUGGGUGAAGCAUUCAGUGGUCCAGAAAUAUCAAAAAUGAUUAUCAAUUUUAAAUGUCACAGAACACUACCAUCUCUAUAGAGUUAGCCAUCAUUUCUAGCUCAGAUUAUGCUCUAGCCAGAGCUGUUUGCACACUGCAAUGAUACUUCUUGCAAGCAGAUGGCUAGUACUCAAGGUGAAAGCAUUCACUUCAAAGAUAAGUAACGACCUGCAAGAGGUGGAAUGAAAACAAACAAAAAAAGGGAAGCAGAGGUCACACAAACAAGAUACUACAACUCCACAGAUCUCAACAAUAUUCUGCCUCCAAGUGAUCAUUCCAGAGUACAUUAGUCAGGCCCUCAGGGGUGUAUUCCUCACACACCCAAUUUGAGAAGAUCUGCAGCUAUACAAAUAACUCAGUGUCUGCACUGAACAUGGUUUCAUUCAACUGACACUGGAAGGGAAAGCUUUCUUUUCCUGCAGCAGUAAAUCUGAUGAACCACAAAUUGGAAUCUCCAAUGCGCUGUUACUGUAGCAUGCCAAAACUUCCACGCACACAUCUGUCACUGUCUACUCUAAACACACAAUAAACAGCCCAUUAUGUAGAAACAUUAUGGAUUAGCUUUGUAGCCUCACCUCACUGACUGUCUCUAUCCCACAGUAACUAUCUGUGUAGAGUUUACCAUAAAAUCAUAUUAAGGAGUUAAUAAUUAUUAAUCAACUAAGCACUGUCAGCUACUUAACACAUUCCUCAUACCUUCAAAUCACGGAUGCUGUACACUAGAACACCUUAGAGUUCUGGAGACACAACUGAAUCUUUAAAAUAGAGAGCACAAACAGCUAAGUUUCCAAUUUCCAUUUUUUUGUUUGUUUGUUUUUAAGGUACAAUUUAAUAAUGUGUUUGCUCUUAUUUUCUACUGUUAUCCAAUGUUCAUGU
This is a messenger RNA of Lagopus muta (rock ptarmigan), 5756 nucleotides long. RefSeq names its product leucine rich repeat containing 18 (gene LRRC18). The record is from RefSeq and is a predicted model, not a curated record. The coding region runs from base 3512 to 4297 and encodes 261 amino acids. Gene Ontology annotation, molecular function: protein binding. NCBI's taxonomy places the organism in Eukaryota, Metazoa, Chordata, Aves, Galliformes, Phasianidae. The transcript is spliced from 2 exons.